AGAUUUGGCAGUUUGCAAAUAGGUGUAACCAACCCAUGAUGAGAAGAGCUUACAAGGGCCCAUUUGGCACAUAUCAGCAAGUAAACAUUAGGGAACAUUGUUUGAAUUCAAACACAGACUUAUUUCUGUUGUGAGGAAGUGAAACUUCAGUUGCUGUCAGUGAGGAGAAAUGGCGCAGCGAGGAUAUCUCCUGGACCAUGAGAAAUUCUGCUGUUCCAUCUGUCUGGAUGUACUGAAGGAUCCGGUGACUAUUCCCUGUGGACACAGCUACUGCAUGAACUGUAUUAAAACCCACUGGGAUGAAGAGGAGGAGAAGAAAAUCCACAGCUGUCCUCAGUGUAGGCAGACCUUCACACCGAGGCCUGUCCUGCUGAAAAACACCAUGUUAGCAGAUUUAGUGGAGGAACUGAAGAAGACUGGACUCCAAGCUGCUCCUGCUGAUCACUGCUAUGCUGGACCUGAAGAUGUGGCCUGUGAUGUCUGCACUGGGAGAAAACUGAAAGCCCUCAAGUCCUGUCUGGUCUGUCUGGUCUCUUACUGUGAGAAACACCUGCAGCCUCACUUUGAAUCUCCUGCCUUUGAGAAACACAAGCUGGUGGAGCCCCUCAAGAAGCUCCAGGAGAACAUCUGCUCUCGUCAUGAUGAGGUGAUGAAGAUGUUCUCAGCUGCAGCAGAAAGGACUGAGAGGCAGAGAGAGCUCGAGGUGAGUCGACAAAACAUCCAGCAGAGAAUCCAGGACAGAGAGAAAGAUGUGACGGUGCUUCAGCAGGAGGUGGAGGCUAUCAAUCGCUCUGCUGAUGAAGCAGUGGAGGACAGUGAGAAGAUCUUCACCGAGCUGAUCCGUCUCAUGGAGAAAAGACGCUCUGAUGUGAAGCAGCAGGUCAGAUCCCAGCAGGAAACUGAAGUGAGUCGAGUCAAAGAGCUUCAGGAGAAGCUGGAGCAGGAGAUCACUGAGCUGAAGAGGAAAGACGCUGAGCUGAAGCAGCUCUCACACACAGAGGAUCACAACCAGUUUCUACACAACUGCCCCUCAGUGUCAGCACUCAGUGAAUCUACAGACUCAUCCAGCAUCAAGAAACGUCCUCUGCGCUACUUUGAGGAUGUGACAGCGUCUGUGUCAGAAGUCAGAGACCGACUACAGGACGCUCUGAGUGAGAAAUGGACAGACAUCUCACUGACAGGGAGAAAAGUGGAUGUUUUACUGCCACAGCAACUGAGGACCAGAGAGGAAUUCUUACAGUAUGCAUGUCAAAUCACACUGGAUAUACACAGCAACACAGCACACCCCUGGAUGAUGUUAUCUAAGGGGAACCGUAAAGUAACACAUAUGAGAAAUGACUAUUUCUCACAUUAUGAUUCCUCAACUAAAUUCAUUCACAAUGCUCAGGUCCUGAGUAGAGAGAGUCUGACUGGACGUUGUUACUGGGAGGUGGAGUGGGAUGCACUUGUCACAAUAGCUGUUGCAUACAAGGAUAUAAGCAGAUCAGGGAGUUAUAAAGAAUGUGCAUUUGGACACAAUGCAAAGUCUUGGGCAUUAUAUUGUCUUGCUAAAUAUGAAUUUAGACAUAACGAUAUCAAUACCCCAAUCUCAGGUAAGCGGUCCCACAAAGUAGGAGUGUUCCUGGAUCACAAGGCAGGUACUCUGUCCUUUUACAACGUGGAUGAAACCAUGACUCUCCUCCACAGAAUUCAGACCACAUUCACUCAGCCUCUCUAUGCUGGACUUGGUCUUCAUUUUUCUGGAGGAGACAAUGCCGAGUUGUGCGAGCUGAAGUAGACAGGACUUUGUCAGUGGCAGUGGGUUCGAUUCUGUGUUUUGAUUUUGAAUUUUGUUGUUUGCUUCAUGUUCCUGUGUUGCAUUUCUAUCAAGUUGUGUUGUCGCCAUUGUACUUUCCCAUGAUGGCAAUUACUGUCAUAAAUGUAAUGGAAUACUGAAGAUAAAUGUAUGUAGUUUUAAUCACUAGUGCAGUUAGUCUGAAAUACAGAUAACAGAAACAUAUUUUUUCAUUGUAAUCUGUGGUGUGAUCUCAUAGCUCUUGUGUUUUCUAAUGCCGUUAUAUUGCUGCACAAUUUGUUGCUGUAAAUUUUGCU
Messenger RNA from Micropterus salmoides (largemouth bass), 2091 nucleotides. RefSeq names its product tripartite motif-containing protein 16-like. Lineage: Eukaryota; Metazoa; Chordata; Actinopteri; Centrarchiformes; Centrarchidae. The coding region runs from base 170 to 1777 and encodes 535 amino acids. The record is from RefSeq and is a predicted model, not a curated record. The transcript has a single exon. Gene Ontology annotation, molecular function: protein binding.